AUGUCUGUUCGAAGGUUGUUGCUCUCCUGGCUUCUGUGGCUAUUGCCAGAGUUCCAGUUGACUCUGCUACACACUUUGCUCACAGGGAGUCCCUCGAUGGGAUCUAAUGAUGAGAAAGGUCCUUUGGCCUGGCAGAGUCGGACUUACGUGAAAAUCUCCACCCAAGAUGAUGCUGAGAUGACUCGUAUCUUCCAGCUGCAAAUGCCUAAGGUGUAGAGCUUCAUCCAGUAUGAGGUGUCUAUGAGGGUAAAGUAUCCCAUGGGGCAAGGGCCAUGUUCAGAAGCUUUUGUAGAUGCUACACUAAAACCGGCCAAAGAGCCACCAUUUGUUGCCUCUGUGAAAGAGAAUGGACUUUGGAGUCAGCUGUUAAAUAGCUUUGGCCCAGAAGAAUUCUUGUCUUCAAAUAUAUGGAAUGUGUCAGACAUGAACUGGUAUAACAACAGCCUCUACUAAAGCAACACUAAAGGAGAUGUUUACCUGUGGCUGUUAAAGAGAAGAAUGGGAGCGUCCCAGAAUUAUCGCUUCUCCAGAAUUGCAGGAACAAGGGCACUGGCUUUUGAGUGCUUGGUUCACUAUCUCUACUGGGCUAGACAAACAUGCAGCCUCCAAGCUCAAGAUCCUGAAAUGGCUAAGAAAAUUCACUUUUCAGUUCUUAUCUGUCACCCUGAAGAGAUAGUGAGACACUCUGAGGGUGUUGAAACAUUUGACAUUCUAAGGCAACCUUACAUCAUGAUUCCAGGAAAUACUAGUUUGCAAUUAGACUGGAGGCCUCUGGCUAAUGCCGACCUCAUCAACUUUUGGUUUGAAGUCCAGAAGCAAACUGUAAAGAAAAGCUCAAUAGAUCAGGAGAAGGUUAACUUCCUGAAAGAGGCAUACCUGAUGAGCAAGUCUGCUCACACUAACUUUCUGAAACAACCCAGAGUUUGUUCAGUGAGCCAAUAUAUCAUCAUGGAACUGAGGGAAGGAGGAGCACUUCUCACAUACUUACGCAAAGCAUAUGCAACAACGUUCUGAGGUCCUGCUCUCGUUUUGGAUGACCUUGUGAACCUCUGUGUAGCCAUAUCAAAAGGAUGUGUCUACUUAGAACAACUGCACUUCAUCAACAGGUACAAUGCUGCUUGGAACUGCUCUGUGUCAAUGAACCAUUAUACCAGUCCAUCCCAGAGAGUGAAAACUGGGGACUUUGGACUUGCCAGAGACAUCUAUAAAAAUGAUCACUACAGAAAGAGAGAGGAAGGGCUACUCCCAGUUCAUUGAAUGGCUCCAGAAACUUCGAUUGAUGAAAUAUUUACUACCCAAUCAGAUAUACAGUAA
Molecule: messenger RNA, 1314 nt
Organism: Trichosurus vulpecula (common brushtail)
Lineage: Eukaryota; Metazoa; Chordata; Mammalia; Diprotodontia; Phalangeridae
Gene: ROS1
Product: ROS proto-oncogene 1, receptor tyrosine kinase
Biological process (GO): multicellular organism development; cell surface receptor protein tyrosine kinase signaling pathway; regulation of TOR signaling
Cellular component (GO): signaling receptor complex
Molecular function (GO): transmembrane receptor protein tyrosine kinase activity; ATP binding
Source: RefSeq, a predicted model, not a curated record